Molecule: messenger RNA, 3330 nt
Organism: Staurois parvus
Lineage: Eukaryota; Metazoa; Chordata; Amphibia; Anura; Ranidae
Source: the annotation of a GenBank genome assembly
GGUGUUUUGGUUGUUAAUGUCACAUGGCGGAAUAAGACAUACGUUGGUACUUUACUAGAUUGCACGAAGCAUGACUGGGCACCUCCAAGGUUUUGUGAUUCACCUACAAGUGACCUUGAAAUCCGUGGGGGUCGUGGAAGAGGAAAAAGGGCAAGGUCAGCAGCAUUAGCUCCUGGUGGUGAUGUAAAUUUUACAGAAUUAAGAGGACUCCACAAUAAGAAUAGAGGAGGAGCUAAUGGAAAAGGGAGACGUGGAAGCAUUAAUACAUGUGGUCGCCGUACCCCUCCAAAUUGUUCAAUAGAGGAUGUUAAAGCAAGCCCUUCUCCUGCUGGCAAAAGAAAAAAUAAGCCUCCUUUGGAACUAGAUCUCAAUUCAAGUUCAGAAGACAAUAAAUCAGGAAAAAGGGUUAGAACAAAUUCUCGUAGCAUGCCAACCACUCCACAAGGCAAAAAUGACUCUUCUUUUUUGGAUCAAGGAUGCUCAUCUCCAGUUUUAAUAGACUGUCCACAUCCAAAUUGCAACAAAAAGUACAAGCACAUAAAUGGGCUGAGAUAUCACCAGGCACAUGCACAUUUGGACGCUGAAAACAAACUGGAGUUUGAGCAGGAUAGUGAGGACAAAGUUUCAGAUUGUGAGGAAGCACUGAGCAAUGUGGCACUUGAAUGCAAUGAGUCAAGCACAAGUUUGGAUCCAAUAAAAACACCCAUGUCACCCGGUUCACAAAGUGCACCUGGCACACCAAAGGGCAAACGAGAUUUAGCAAACAACUGUCCAAAUCAAAUUAAUUCUAAAAUAGGCAAGAAUUCUGGAAAAAAGAAAGUUCUUAAUGUGGAACUUAAUAACCUUCCCAUAAUAUCAAACAUGACAGUUUCACUGGACAAUUGUGCAGUCUUAGAUGGCAACCUUACAGUAGAAAUGCCAAAACUGGAAGCAGAAGGACUAAUUGACAAGAAAAAUGAAAAAGGUAAAAAAUCCAACAACUAUAAGGUUGAUAAAAACCUUUCAAAGCUGAAAACGGCUCGGCCAAUUGCUCCGGCUCCAGCUCCCACACCUCCUCAAUUAAUAGCUAUACCUAGUCCAGCCUUUACAAACACUACUACAGGAACAAUAACAGGAUUACCCUCUUUAACAACUCCUGUUGGCCAGGCAACACCAAAGAGCCCCCCAUUAAAACCUAUUCAACCAAAGCCUACAAUUAUGGGUGAGCCAAGCACUGUAAAUCCUUCUCUCACAUCACUCAAGGACAAAAAGAAAAAAGAAAAAAGAAAACUAAAGGAGAAGGAAAGUAAAGAUGCUGUAAGCCCUAAGGCAGACUCUAAAAUGUGUAAAGUAGAGGAUUUAAAAGGAUCUGGAAAGGAUUUAUCUGGUAAUUUUUUAAAAGAUCAUCUUAACAAGAAUGAAUCUCUUACUAAUGGACUGUCAGAAACACAAGAAAGCCGAAUGGCUAGUAUCAAAGCUGAAGCCGAUAAGGUCUAUACAUUUACAGACAAUGCGCCCAGCCCAUCUAUAGGAAGUGCCUCUAGGGUUGAAUGCAGCACUGUGAUAAAUGGACAAUCCCCCAUGGCUCCUUUGCAUGUCAUGACACAAAAUGGUGGUGAUAGUUCUGCUGCUAAGACAAAUAGUCCAGCAUACUCCGAUAUUUCAGAUGCUGCUGAUGAUGGUGGUUCUGAUAGCAGAUCAGAGGGCAUGAGGUCAAAGACUAGCUCUCCCUCAGAUAUUAUAUGUAAUAAAGACAAUGUUGUUAAGGGUCAUUCUACACCUAUUUCUCAAUCAUCUCAGAUGAAAGAAUCUCAUUCUCCAUAUUAUCAUGGUUAUGACCCUUAUUAUUCCCCAACCUAUGUGCAUUCUGGACAGGUCAACACUGCUGUAACUGGAAAUAUUAAUUCCUCUCAGGGUGGUAAAAGCAAAAAGGAAGCAGAUGAAGAUGUUGAAAAGAAAGAGAAAUCAGACAAUAUGGAGACUAAAAAGAAUGACAUAAUUUCUAAUAAUGUGCCACCUCAGCACCAAUCUGUUAUCACACAAAGGCACCCUGCACUAGCCCAGUCACUUUACUAUGGACAGUAUGCCUAUGGACUAUAUAUGGACCAAAAGUCUUUAAUUGCAUCAAACCCUGCAUACAGGCAACAGUAUGAAAAAUAUUAUGAAGACCAGAGAAUGGCAGAGCAAAAAAUUGUGCAAACUGGAAGGGAGUGUGAUAGAAAAACUGACAGUUCAUCUAAGGAGCCAGGCAAGGAUGAUAGCAAAUUGAAAAAUAUGCCAUCUGCUACCAUUUCAAAAGCACCUUCUACUCCUGAACCAAGUAAAGUGAACUCUAAAAUAGGUGUUGUCAGUAAAACAGAGGACCCUGUGAAACCCCAAAUGUUGCCUAAUCAUCAGCAACUUCCAUGUGAUAGCUUCAAGGCAAAGCAAAUGGAAAACCACCAACUUAUAAAAGAGGCAGUUGAAAUGAAAUCUGUAAUGGAUUCAAUGAAGCAAACAGGAGUAGACCCCACUGCACGAUUUAAACAGGAUGCUGACUCAAGAUGGCACCACUAUAUUUACCAGUCUAAGUACCUAGAACAGCAAAAAUCUGAAGAAAUAGAGAGAGACAAGAAGAUAAAGGAAGAACAUUUGCAGAAAACUCCUUCUAAAGAGAGUGUGUUACCAGUGACAUUACCAGUCACAAAAGAAGAGAUCAAAGAGGUCAAGCGCCCAGAAUCUCUGUUAGGAGAAGAAAGCAAGAGUAAGAAUGAGGACAGGAAGACUCCUGUAAACUGGAAAGAUUCAAGAAAUGCAAGAGUUGCUGUUUCCUCACCUAUGAGCCAACAUCAAUCAUAUAUUCAGUAUUUGCAUGCCUACCCAUAUACACAGAUGUAUGAUCCCAAUCAUCCAGCAUAUCGAGCAGUGUCUCCAGUUUUGAUGCAUAGUUAUCCAGGGGCUUAUCUUUCUCCAGGCUUUCCUCACUACUCAGUUUAUGGAAAAGUGUCAGGAAGAGAGGAAUCUGAGAAAGCCAGCACCAGUCCUAGUAUGAGCUCAAAACCAUCAUCUGAUUCAAAAGCAUUAGACUUGCUGCAGCAGCAUGCCAAUCAGUACCGCACCAAGUCUCCUGCUCUGGCAGAAAAAGCUUCAACUGAGCGUGAACGAGAAACAGAAAGGGAGAGAGAGCGACAUUCACCUUUUAGUCAACGGCAUCUUCACACGCAUCAUCACACACAUGUUGGGAUGGGAUAUCCUCUCAUACCUGGACAGUAUGACCCAUUUCAAGGGUUGACCUCUGCUACCCUUGUUGCCACUCAGCAGGUGGCUGCUCAGGCAUCUGCAUCCGGUAUGUUUCCUACACAAAGAAGGUAA